Arvicola amphibius (Eurasian water vole) is the source of this 6036-nucleotide messenger RNA. It is a transcript of the gene Scn3a, whose product is annotated as sodium voltage-gated channel alpha subunit 3. Gene Ontology annotation, biological process: membrane depolarization during action potential; sodium ion transmembrane transport; neuronal action potential. The transcript is spliced from 26 exons. The record is from RefSeq and is a predicted model, not a curated record. NCBI's taxonomy places the organism in Eukaryota, Metazoa, Chordata, Mammalia, Rodentia, Cricetidae. Gene Ontology annotation, cellular component: plasma membrane; voltage-gated sodium channel complex; axon. Gene Ontology annotation, molecular function: voltage-gated sodium channel activity. Bases 1 to 6036 code for a protein of 2011 amino acids.
AUGGCCCAGGCACUGCUGGUACCCCCAGGACCUGAGAGCUUCCGCCUUUUCACGCGAGAAUCUCUUGCUGCUAUCGAAAAGCGUGCUGCAGAAGAGAAAGCCAAGAAGCCCAAGAAAGAACAAGACAUUGACGAUGAGAACAAACCAAAGCCGAACAGUGACUUGGAAGCUGGGAAGAACCUCCCUUUUAUCUAUGGAGACAUUCCCCCUGAGAUGGUGUCGGAGCCUCUGGAGGACCUGGACCCCUACUACGUCAGUAAGAAAACUUUUGUGGUGUUGAAUAAAGGGAAGGCGAUCUUUCGAUUCAGUGCCACCUCCGCCUUGUACGUUUUAACGCCGCUAAACCCCGUUAGGAAAGUCGCUAUUAAGAUUUUGGUCCACUCUUUAUUCAGCAUGCUCAUCAUGUGCACGAUCUUGACCAACUGCGUGUUUAUGACAUUGAGUAAUCCUCCGGACUGGACAAAGAAUGUGGAGUAUACAUUCACUGGGAUCUAUACCUUUGAAUCCCUUAUAAAGAUUUUGGCGAGAGGGUUUUGCUUAGAGGAUUUCACAUUCCUUCGUGACCCAUGGAACUGGCUGGAUUUCAGUGUCAUCGUCAUGGCAUAUGUGACAGAGUUUGUGGACCUGGGCAAUGUCUCAGCGUUGAGAACGUUCAGAGUUCUCCGAGCAUUGAAAACCAUUUCAGUCAUUCCAGGUUUAAAGACCAUCGUGGGGGCCCUGAUCCAGUCGGUGAAGAAGCUGUCUGACGUCAUGAUCCUCACGGUGUUCUGUCUCAGUGUCUUUGCUCUAAUCGGGCUGCAGCUGUUCAUGGGCAACCUGAGGAAUAAAUGCUUGCAGUGGCCCCCGAGUGAUUCUGCUUUUGAAACCAACACUACUUCCUACUUCAACAGCACAAUGGAUUCCAACGGGACAUUUGUGAAUGUAACAGUGAGCACGUUCAACUGGAAGGAUUACAUCGCAGAUGACAGCCACUUUUAUGUUUUGGAUGGACAGAAAGACCCUCUGCUCUGUGGAAAUGGCUCCGAUGCAGGACAAUGUCCAGAAGGGUACAUCUGUGUGAAGGCUGGGCGAAACCCCAACUAUGGCUACACGAGCUUUGACACAUUCAGCUGGGCCUUCUUAUCUCUGUUUCGACUCAUGACUCAGGAUUACUGGGAGAACCUUUACCAGUUGACAUUACGUGCAGCUGGGAAGACCUACAUGAUAUUUUUUGUUCUGGUGAUUUUCUUGGGCUCGUUUUAUUUGGUGAACUUGAUCCUGGCUGUGGUGGCCAUGGCCUAUGAGGAGCAGAAUCAGGCCACCUUGGAGGAGGCUGAGCAGAAAGAGGCGGAGUUUCAGCAGAUGCUGGAGCAGCUGAAGAAGCAGCAGGAGGAGGCUCAGGCGGUGGCUGCAGCCUCGGCGGCAUCCAGAGACUUCAGUGGGAUAGGAGGGUUAGGAGAACUUCUGGAGAGUUCUUCAGAAGCUUCCAAGUUAAGCUCCAAGAGUGCCAAGGAGUGGAGGAACCGGAGGAAAAAAAGAAGACAAAGGGAGCACAUGGAGGGGAACCACAGAACCGAGGGGGACAGGUUUCCCAAAUCGGAAUCCGAAGACAGUGUCAAGCGAAGGAGCUUCCUGUUCUCUCUGGAUGGGAACCGGCUGACGGGCGAGAAGAAGCUGUGCUCCCCUCACCAGUCUCUCUUGAGCAUCCGUGGCUCCCUGUUUUCCCCAAGACGCAAUAGCAAAACGAGCAUUUUCAGCUUCAGAGGUCGGGCGAAGGACGUGGGUUCUGAGAAUGACUUUGCCGAUGACGAGCACAGCACCUUUGAAGAUAGUGAGAGCAGGAGAGACUCACUGUUUGUGCCGCACAGACCUGGAGAGCGACGCAACAGUAACGUUAGUCAGGCCAGUAUGUCAUCCAGGAUGGUGCCAGGGCUUCCAGCAAAUGGGAAGAUGCACAGCACUGUGGAUUGCAAUGGUGUGGUUUCCUUGGUGGGUGGACCAUCAGCUCUUACGUCACCUACUGGACAACUUCUGCCAGAGGUGAUAAUACAUAAAUCAGCUACUACUGACUCGGGCACCACCACGGAAACGGAAGUCAGGAAGAGAAGGCUAAGUUCUUACCAGAUUUCAAUGGAAAUGUUGGAAGACUCUUCUGGAAGACAGAGAGCCAUGAGCAUAGCCAGCAUCCUGACCAACACCAUGGAGGAACUUGAAGAAUCUAGACAGAAGUGCCCGCCAUGCUGGUAUAGAUUUGCCAAUGUGUUUUUGAUCUGGGACUGCUGCAACGCAUGGCUAAAAGUGAAGCACCUUGUGAAUUUAAUUGUGAUGGAUCCAUUUGUUGAUCUCGCCAUAACAAUUUGCAUUGUAUUAAAUACCCUGUUUAUGGCCAUGGAGCACUAUCCCAUGACUGACCAGUUCAGCAGUGUGUUGACUGUGGGAAACCUGGUCUUCACUGGGAUCUUCACAGCCGAAAUGGUUCUGAAAAUCAUUGCCAUGGAUCCCUAUUACUAUUUCCAAGAGGGCUGGAAUAUUUUUGACGGAAUUAUUGUUAGCCUGAGUUUAAUGGAGCUUGGCCUGGCAAAUGUGGAGGGGUUGUCCGUGCUUCGGUCUUUCAGACUGCUCCGAGUCUUCAAGUUGGCAAAAUCCUGGCCCACACUGAAUAUGCUCAUCAAGAUCAUCGGCAACUCGGUGGGCGCCCUGGGCAACCUGACCCUGGUGUUGGCCAUCAUUGUCUUCAUCUUCGCCGUGGUCGGCAUGCAGCUGUUUGGGAAGAGCUACAAGGAGUGCGUCUGCAAGAUCAACGAGGACUGCAAACUCCCGCGCUGGCACAUGAACGACUUCUUCCACUCCUUCCUGAUCGUGUUCCGGGUGCUGUGUGGCGAGUGGAUAGAGACCAUGUGGGAUUGCAUGGAGGUCGCGGGCCAGACCAUGUGCCUUAUUGUGUUCAUGAUGGUCAUGGUGAUUGGCAACCUCGUGGUUCUGAACCUCUUUCUGGCCUUACUUUUGAGCUCCUUUAGCUCAGACAACCUCGCUGCUACUGAUGAUGAUAACGAGAUGAACAACCUCCAGAUCGCAGUGGGAAGGAUGCAGAAGGGAAUUGAUUAUGUGAACAAUAAGAUACGGGAGUGCUUCCGCAAAGCCUUCUUCAGGAAGCCCAAAGUUAUAGAAAUCCACGAAGGCAACAAAAUAGACAGCUGCAUGUCCAAUAACACCGGCAUCGAGAUAAGCAAGGAGCUUAAUUAUCUCAAGGAUGGUAACGGAACCACCAGUGGAGUAGGUACUGGAAGCAGUGUUGAAAAAUAUGUAAUCGACGAAAAUGACUACAUGUCAUUCAUAAACAACCCAAGUCUCACUGUGACCGUGCCCAUUGCCGUGGGAGAGUCUGACUUUGAAAAUUUAAAUACGGAAGAGUUCAGCAGUGAGUCGGAACUAGAAGAAAGCAAGGAGAAAUUAAACGCAACCAGCUCUUCUGAAGGAAGCACAGUUGAUGUGGCUCCACCCCGAGAAGGUGAACAGGCUGAAAUUGAACCCGAGGAAGACCUUAAACCGGAAGCUUGCUUUACUGAAGGGUGUAUUAAAAAGUUUCCCUUCUGCCAAGUAAGUACAGAAGAGGGCAAAGGGAAGAUCUGGUGGAAUCUCAGGAAGACCUGCUAUAGCAUUGUGGAGCACAACUGGUUCGAGACGUUCAUUGUCUUCAUGAUCCUCCUCAGCAGCGGCGCUCUGGCCUUUGAAGACAUAUACAUUGAGCAGCGGAAGACCAUCAAGACCAUGCUGGAGUAUGCUGACAAGGUCUUCACUUACAUCUUCAUCCUGGAGAUGCUUCUCAAAUGGGUGGCCUAUGGGUUUCAAACCUAUUUCACCAACGCCUGGUGCUGGCUGGACUUCCUGAUUGUUGAUGUUUCUCUGGUUAGCCUGGUAGCAAAUGCUCUUGGUUACUCCGAACUUGGUGCCAUCAAAUCCCUGCGGACGCUGAGAGCGCUGAGGCCCCUCCGAGCCUUAUCCCGCUUUGAAGGCAUGAGGGUGGUUGUGAAUGCUCUUGUUGGCGCAAUCCCCUCCAUCAUGAACGUGCUGCUGGUGUGUCUCAUCUUCUGGCUGAUCUUUAGUAUCAUGGGUGUGAAUCUGUUUGCUGGAAAGUUCUAUCACUGUGUUAACAUGACAACAGGCAGCAUGCUUAACGUGAGCGAAGUCAACAAUUUCAGUGAUUGCCAAGCUCUUGGCAAGCAAGCCCGGUGGAAGAACGUGAAAGUCAACUUCGACAACGUGGGCGCGGGCUACCUGGCAUUGCUGCAAGUGGCCACAUUCAAAGGCUGGAUGGAUAUUAUGUAUGCCGCUGUUGAUUCGCGGGACGUCAAACUCCAGCCUGUAUAUGAAGAAAAUCUGUAUAUGUAUUUAUACUUUGUCAUCUUCAUCAUCUUUGGGUCGUUCUUCACUCUAAAUCUGUUCAUCGGUGUCAUCAUAGACAACUUCAACCAGCAAAAGAAGAAGUUUGGAGGUCAGGACAUCUUUAUGACGGAAGAACAGAAGAAGUAUUACAAUGCAAUGAAGAAGCUGGGAUCCAAGAAACCCCAGAAGCCCAUCCCUCGGCCUUCAAACAAAUUUCAAGGGAUGGUCUUUGACUUUGUAACCAGGCAAGUCUUUGACAUCAGCAUCAUGAUCCUCAUCUGCCUCAACAUGGUCACCAUGAUGGUGGAGACGGACGACCAGAGCAAAUACAUGACCCUGGUUUUGUCCCGCAUCAACCUUGUAUUCAUCGUCCUGUUUACUGGGGAGUUUGUGCUGAAGCUCAUCUCCCUCCGCUACUACUACUUCACUAUCGGUUGGAACAUCUUUGACUUUGUGGUGGUCAUUCUCUCGAUCGUAGGCAUGUUUCUGGCCGAGCUGAUAGAGAAGUACUUUGUGUCCCCUACCCUGUUCCGAGUCAUCCGCCUGGCCAGGAUCGGCCGAAUCCUACGCCUGAUCAAAGGCGCCAAGGGCAUCCGCACCCUGCUCUUCGCUCUGAUGAUGUCCCUUCCCGCGCUCUUCAACAUCGGCCUCCUGCUUUUCCUGGUCAUGUUCAUCUACGCCAUCUUUGGGAUGUCCAACUUUGCCUACGUUAAAAAGGAAGCUGGAAUUGAUGAUAUGUUCAACUUCGAGACUUUCGGCAACAGCAUGAUCUGCCUGUUUCAAAUCACCACCUCGGCAGGCUGGGACGGACUGCUGGCCCCCAUUCUCAACAGUGCACCUCCCGACUGUGACCCCGAUGCUAUUCACCCUGGAAGCUCGGUGAAGGGGGAUUGUGGGAACCCAUCCGUGGGGAUUUUCUUUUUUGUCAGCUACAUCAUCAUAUCCUUCCUGGUUGUGGUGAACAUGUACAUCGCUGUCAUCCUGGAGAACUUCAGCGUCGCCACAGAAGAAAGCGCAGAGCCCCUGAGUGAGGACGACUUUGAGAUGUUCUAUGAGGUCUGGGAGAAGUUCGACCCCGACGCCACUCAGUUCAUAGAGUUCUGCAAGCUCUCUGACUUUGCGGCUGCCCUGGAUCCUCCCCUUCUCAUCGCAAAGCCAAACAAAGUCCAGCUCAUCGCCAUGGAUCUGCCCAUGGUGAGCGGAGACCGCAUCCACUGCCUGGACAUCCUAUUUGCUUUUACAAAGCGGGUUUUGGGGGAGAGUGGAGAGAUGGAUGCCCUUCGAAUCCAGAUGGAAGAUCGGUUCAUGGCUUCCAACCCCUCCAAAGUCUCCUAUGAACCCAUCACCACCACUCUGAAACGCAAACAAGAGGAAGUAUCUGCUGCCAUUAUUCAGCGCAACUACAGAUGCUAUCUUUUAAAGCAAAGGUUAAAAAACAUAUCAAGUAAAUAUGACAAAGAGACAAUCAAGGGGAGGAUUGACCUGCCUAUAAAAGGAGAUAUGGUGAUUGACAAAUUAAAUGGGAAUUCCACUCCAGAAAAGACAGAUGGAAGUUCCUCCACCACCUCUCCUCCUUCCUAUGAUAGUGUGACAAAGCCAGACAAGGAAAAGUUCGAGAAAGACAAACCAGAAAAAGAAAGCAAAGGGAAAGAGGUCAGAGAAAAUCAAAAGUAA